GGUCGCUUAGGCUCUCCGGGUAAACGCAGACGGACGCGACGGGGUGGGGGGCGCGCGCCAUGGCGCAGGGCUCUGCGCGGGGCCCCUUUCCAGGCCCCGACUACUAUGAGAAGCUGGGCCGCCUCCAGGGCGCGCUGAGGGACAGUGAAAAGAAGAGAUUAGAUCUGGAAAGAAAACUUUAUGAGUAUUCCCAAUCUGAUAUAUGUAGAACUAAACUACAGUAUAUAAAACUAAAGAAAUACCUGAAAGAAAUAUGUGAAUCAGAAAGAAAGGCUCACAUUCGAAACCAAGAAUAUCUAAAACAAUGUCAUCAAAUUCAGGCCCAUAUUGGAAGCUUCACUAGAAAUACAGACAGACUUCAGAAAAUGAAGGUGGAAUAUGAGGCUCAGAUCAAGAAAAUACACCUAUCGACAAAAAAUAGCCUGGGAGUGAAAGGCAUACUACAAGACAGUGAUGAAAAGGUGAUGCAAGUUGUGAAGCCGGCAGGAGUUAAUACAGGGACAGCCAUGUCAAGAGGAUUGUAUCAUCCAGCAACAAUCUUUAUGGGCCGCCAAAUGUCAGCCAUCUCAAGCACUGGAGAUUUCAGUACACAGUGGAAAUCUUCCCAGCCCACAAAGAGCUUUUCAAUUUCUGACCCACAUUCAUGCCAACAGACAGCAGAGAGAAGUAAUGUGACAGACAGCUGUGGAGUACAAAUGAAUAGUGAUACACAGUGCUUAAAUAAGUCUGACAAAAUAGAAGGAAAGACAUCUCUCCAGAUUGGUGAGAAAAUGCCAGUCACAUCCACAGUAUUGUCUGAGGUUGAACAAACUCAUUGCUUAGAGAUAGUAAGCAACACAAAUAAUGGCAAGAAUCAUUUACCCGAAAGCAAAAAGUCUGCAAAACUCAAUUCUCUGUUACAGGAAAGAUUAAGUCCAGAGAACAGAACCACUGAUUUAAAGGGUGACAGUUCUUACAGAUCAGAGGGAUCAGAAGAAGGAAUAGUGUCACAGGAACAUAUUAAAAAAAAGAAAGAAAGAAAGAAGCAGCCAGUUCCAUUGGUACCUGUCCCUGAAUUUUGUCCCUCUCAAAAUGCACAUUUAGAAGAAAAUCACCGUGCUUUGGAAACAUACUCAGAUCAUCACCAAGACCUGAAAAAUCAGAGACCCACCAAACAUAUGCAGGAGCAUGAAGAGGAAAGUUUAAGCAGUAACAGUGGCCUUACUGUUUCUGUGAGUGAAGAUGAUCCAAUUAUCAAUACUACAGAACUACACCCAAAUCUGGGUAACAGAGUUGACGAAGUAGAUGGAAUAGAGGCCUUAAAACUAAUCCAUGCUGAGGAAGAGAAAGAUACCCUAUCUGCUGAAAAAAAUAAUUGUAUUUUGCAAACUAUAAGCUCUCAUGCCUCGGAAAAGGAAUCCUCAGCUAAUUCACCAACAAGAGAGAAUUAUUUGACAUUCAAAGGAUUUUCCUAUCUGCUACAAUUCAUUGAAAACAAGUUAGCCCAAGAAAGCCUACAGUCUGUGGAACUCUAUCAAAAGGCAAUCAUAGAUCAAGAAAGAUUUAACUUGCUAAUAAGCCUUUGUAAUCAAACUGACAUUUUGAAAGAAGAAGACCUUGAAACAUGUGGAGCAGUUGUCCUUCACCAGCUUCAGAGAUUGUUACAGCACACAUCCGCUAAAUGCCUCUUACCUGAGGAAGCUCUUAUUGACAGAGGUAGUGGUAUGGAUGAAAAGCCAGUCAGUUCUGAAGAACUAUCAAACUAUGAUCCAUUAAGAGAGCAGUUAUCAAAGCAUGUUUCUGCCUUAAAAAAACACAAAAUCUCUCUCAAAGAAGAAGUAGCCAAGAUGUUUGAAGUCUUGAUAGCAGAAAACAGUAACCAAAGUUCCACGGCAACAGCAUUAUUGAAAAAAGCCCUUACAGAAGAGUGUGAAGAUAGGUCGUCUAUUCACAGUAAUGAAUCAUCUUGCAGCUUGCCAUCUAUUCUGAAUGACAAUGGUGAAAUAAAGCAAGCAAAACAUGCUCAAUGGCUUGACAGCAUUGGUACAAGGGAACAAGAAGUCACUAGUGCAUGUGAAGAUGAGAGCAAGGAAGAAAGCUUGGUAGAAAAGAUUCCUAUUACAGAAACAAAAGCAUAUCAACUAUUGAAGCAGUCCACAUUACAGGAUAAUAGAAAACAAACAGAAGAAAGAUACCAAAAGGAAAAAAUGGGAGCUGUGUCUGAAUUGCAGUUGGCAGACUUGAAUAUUGGCAGCAGUACUCUCAAGACAAAGACAAGUAACGAAAUCGGUUCAGAAGCUAGUUUUUCAUCUAGUGAAGGAAGUCCUUUGUCAAGGGAUGAAAGCAAAAGGAAAAUAACAACUAAUUUAAAAUCAAAAGCUUUUUGGGGAGAAUCAGAUGAUAGCAACUCAGAAAUUGAAGCUGCUUUACGUCCUAGAAACCACAACACCUCUAUUGAUGAUUUUGAUGACUUCUACAACUAAGAAACGUCACCUUCUUGAAACUGAAAAGAAGAUUUUAAAUAAAAAAUUCAAGUUUCAAAAUGGAAUGUGUUUUGUGUAUGGCUGAAACUCUUUUUGUAUGUUUGGUGUUCAAAAUCAGCAUAUCCUCAAGUAAUCUUUCAGGUAUGAAAACAUGGAAUUACACAGGUUUUUAAAUAAGAAUCCAUGGAAUAAAUAUAGGUUCAUUUCUUAAGUUCUCUAAACUAAAUUGAAUCUCUAUGUGGAAAAAAAAUCCACUGAGGAGUGAAGUAGGAGGAAAAAAGAGGAAAGGGUACUGAAAGAUCAGAAUAUCCUACUAUCCAUUUCCCCAAACUUAGCUCUGUAAUAGCUUCUUAGAUAGUUUAAGUGUAGUCUUGUAUAGAAUUUGACAGAUUUACUGUGUAACCUUUCCAGGUUUCCUCUAAUUCUAUGCUUUUUAAAAAAUUCAUUAAAUCAAUUAAUAAGCAAUCAAAAACAUUUAUCAAGCUCCUCCUUUGUACCAGGCACUGUUCUAAGCACUGGGAAAAUACAAAAAGAGGCAAAAGACGGCCCCAGCCCUCAAGCGCUUACAAUCUAACCAGAGAGACAAUGCUCAAACAAAUAUAUAUAAUGAGCUAUAUGAAAUAAUUAAUGGUGGGAAGGCACUACAAUUAAAAGGGUUUGGAAAGGUCUUCCUGAAAAAGAUGAGAUUUUAGUUGAGACUUAAAGGAAGCCAGGGAAAUUAGUAAGCAGAGUGGAGGAGGGAGGGCAUCCAAGGGGGGGGAACAGCCAGAGAGAAUACCCAGAGCCAAGAGAUCACAUAUGUUGUUUAUUUGGAGGGUGGGAGAGGGAAUCAAGUUCUCAUAGUAAAAGGCAAAUGAAGACUUUUAAAAUACCACUGUCAUUGUAAAGCUCAUUUUUAUGGAACUUCCUGACUAACAAUGACAUAAUCAUUUGUGAUAAUCCAGUGAUCGGGAACACUCUAAUUUCCUCACUGCUUUGGAUUAUUUAUUCAAAACAGGUAAAGUAAUGACCCUUCAGUGUAUAGUAGCCAACCUUAAUAGAAAUAGAUCUUCUACAGCAGUAAAAAUGGGAGUGAGGAAGGAACAAUUUGAGCCAUCAGUGCUGUUCUAGAUACUCCAACUUCUCUAACAAGCAUAGUUACAUAGUUGGGGACAGGGAAGAGGCAUGUGGAUAUUGAGUUCUGUAUUUUUUACCCUGCUCCUGCCAUAGGCAAAGAAGACAUAUGUAACAGAAUCUUUUGAGACAGCAUUCACAAAACAAAAAAAAAUCUUCAAUAUGGUUUUAUAAGGACUAUCCAAAUUUAAAUACAUAAAACAUUUUCACUCAUGGAGAGAAAUCAACAAUAAUAAUGUGCAUAUAUGUUGUAAUUGUGAUUCUAUACAUUGAUCUGGUACCUUAUCGUUUAAAGAACACUUUCACAUGCAGUGUCUCAUUUGAUUUUCCGUACAGCCUCUCAAACAGGGGGACAGAUUUGCCAUUAUUAUCCCUAGUUUAUAAAUAUGGGAAUUUGUUCAUGCUCAGAGUUUAAGUGACAUACCUAGUGUCAGAAAAAUAAUUCUCUUCAAAUUUAAGAGAGUUGAAAAAUCAUAAUUGAGAAUUUGACGGAUGGUAGAGAGAACUGUUCUUGUCCUGGUUUUGUGUUAACAUUAGUCAGAAAGAUCAGAGACCAGAAAGAACAGAGGCUUUAUGACAUGAUUCAUUUAAAAAUCCUCAGUGAAGCAAGCAAGGGAACUAAUUGAGUCAAUAUCUUCAAUAAAGUAGCAACAUACCAACUAAACCCACAGAAAUAAUCAGUAUUUCUAUAUAAACAAUGACAAAAUUGAGGAAGUAAAAGAUAAAGAAAUCUCAAAAUAAUUACAAAAACAUAUAUAGGGGAAAGGAAAUAUGAUACCCACAAUUCCCACAGCUCUCUUCUCUCUCUCCCUCCCUCCCCCUGAUCUCUAUUGUUAAAUAGCCACCAACGCAAAGGAAUUUGAUUUCUCACCUGAAGAUGAAAGCAUAAUUUCUAGUUGACCUUAAUAAUCCCUAUGGGGCAAGUCCUACAUGUUCUGGGAGUUUUGUUGGGACAAAGCUUCCUCUAUGAAGAGGAAGACGCUACUUUCUUAACUUUUUUCUUUAUUGUCUUUGGGUUGGGCCAAGUCUUUGCAAGCACCAAGAUAAUUAAUAAUGAGAAAAAUGUGUAAAAUACCGACUUUGUUAAAAUUGUUAAACCAUGAAUUUGGAACUGAGUGUAAUCCCCAAGCCCACCAAAUGGUAGACUUGUAUCUUUGAACAAUGUUAAUCAUUUUCAGAUUGUCUGUGAACUGUGCAUAAAGAAGUGGUUUGGUACAAGUAGAAAGAACAAUAGCUCUUUUCUAUUCUCAACC
Messenger RNA from Dromiciops gliroides (monito del monte), 4828 nucleotides. It is a transcript of the gene KIZ, whose product is annotated as kizuna centrosomal protein. Gene Ontology annotation, biological process: spindle organization. The record is from RefSeq and is a predicted model, not a curated record. The transcript has 15 exons. NCBI's taxonomy places the organism in Eukaryota, Metazoa, Chordata, Mammalia, Microbiotheria, Microbiotheriidae. Gene Ontology annotation, cellular component: centrosome. The coding region runs from base 60 to 2462 and encodes 800 amino acids.